AUGGACGAUUUAUAUGAUGAGUUUGGUAAUUUUAUUGGCGAGCCAGAAGAGUCGGAGGAAGAAGAUGGUGCAAGACCUACAGGAGACACAUACCUUGAUGAAGAUGACGAAGAUGACGAAGAUGGCGUACCAGAUGACCAGGCUCUCAUGGAGAUCGACGAGGAUGGCCCAUCGAAUGCCGUCGUGCUCCAUGAAGACAAGCAGUACUAUCCAACUGCGCAACAAGUCUACGGUCCUGGUGUGGAGACUCGAGUGGAGGAGGAAGAUACUCAACCCCUUACGCAACCCAUCAUUGCCCCUGUCGUUCAAAAAACCGACUUACCCCCAGUACACUUCGCGCGCGAAUUCAUGACCGAUAUGAUGAAUUUUCCAGAGCAAAUACGCAAUAUAGCUUUCGCCGGUCACUUACAUCAUGGAAAGACUGCGCUAAUGGACAUGCUCGUUAUGCUAACACAUGAUAUCAAUGAACGACAAGAAAGACGGACCGGAAGGAAAAAAGAUGAUCAACUGCGGUAUACCGAUGUACACGUCUUGGAAAGGGAACGAGGGCUGUCAAUCAAGUCGGCGCCUAUGAGCCUAGUAUUGCAAGGAACGAGAGGAAAAUCACAUUUGUUCAACAUCUUGGAUACCCCGGGUCACGUAAACUUCGUGGACGAAGUUGCCGCCUCAUUGCGAUUGGCUGACGGAGUGGUGCUCGUCGUGGAUGUAGUCGAAGGAGUGCAAAUAAAUACGGAGCAGAUAAUCAAAUAUGCUGUUCUGGAGGACUUGCCUCUGACGCUGGUUGUAAAUAAAAUGGACCGAUUAAUACUCGAACUCAAAAUACCUCCCGGAGACGCAUACUUCAAGUUAAAGCAUGUCGUUGAAGAAGUCAACACGGUUAUUGAGAACACCAUUCCUGGACAAGGUGAAAAGCGGCGACUGAGUCCUGAAAAAGGCAAUGUUGCUUUCGCUUGCAGUGACAUGGGCUGGGUCUUUACACUGCCUUCAUUCGCAAAAAUGUACGCUGAUAAUUAUCCGGACAUCAAUGCUCGCGAUUUCAGCGUGAGGCUAUGGGGCGAUAUCUUCUUCAACCCGAAAAGACGCUCAUUUACUCGAAAAGGGACGGAAGAACGGUCAAAGCGCACGUUUGUCAAUUUCGUACUUGAACCACUCUACAAACUCUAUGCACACACAAUCAGCGGAAGCCCUGAAGAUUUGAAGGACACCUUAGCGACACUCGGUAUAUAUUUGAAACCUAGGCAGUUGAAGUCAAAUGCCAAGGACCUCCUCAAGCUUGUUUGCGAGCAGUUCUUUGGUGGGCCCGAAAGUUUCGUUGAUAUGGUCGUUGAACACAUUCCAUCUGCUGAAGCUGGUGGGCACAAGAAGCUCGACCAAUACUUCACUGGCCCAAAGGACACCAAGACCGCAAAGGCGAUCGCUACAUGCUCACAAGAUGGACCACUGAUUGUUCAAAUAGCUAAACUUUUCAAUACUCCUGAUGCUUCGGGCUUCUACUCAUUUGGUCGAGUUCUGAGUGGAACAGCAAAAUCGGGGCAGCAGGUCCGCGUUCUAGGCGAGAAUUAUACAAUCGACGACGAAGAAGAUAUGGCAGAAUCCACCAUCAGUGAAACAUGGAUUGCAAACUCACGGUACAACAUCCCAGUCAGCGGAGUACCAGCAGGAAACUGGGUCCUUCUAGGCGGAAUCGACAAUUCAAUUGUCAAAACAGCCACCCUAGUGCCCCCUAAACUCCCCGACGGAGAGGACGCCUACAUUUUCGCCCCCAUCAAACAUAUCACCGAGUCCGUCUUCAAGCUUGCCGUCGAACCCAUCAAUCCUUCCGAACUCCCCAAAAUGCUUGACGGUCUCCGCAAAAUUUCGAAAUCAUACCCUCUGAUAACAACCAAAGUCGAAGAAUCAGGCGAACACAUCAUCCUUGGCACUGGCGAACUCUACAUGGACUGCGUCCUGCAUGACCUCCGCCGCUUAUACAGCGAGAUGGAGCUCAAAGUCUCCGACCCAGUGACACGCUUUUGCGAGACUGUAGACGAGCAAUCCGCAAUCAUGUGCUACGCGCUCACACCGAACAAGAAAAACAAAAUCACCAUGGUAGCCGAAAAACUCGAAGAUGGCAUCGCCGAAGAUAUCGAAGCCGGUCGCGUCAGCAUAAAGGAUCCCAUCCGCAAAGUCGGCAAUUUCUUCGAAGAGCGCUACGAUUGGGAUAAGCUAGCCGCCCGCAGCAUCUGGGCUUUCGGACCCGAGGAUACUUCCCCAAACAUCCUACAAGACGAUACCCUUCCCUCUCAAGUCGACAAGAGACUCCUCAACACGGUCCGCGAAUCGCUCCGCCAGGGGUUCAGCUGGGGAACCCGCGAGGGCCCCUUGUGCGAAGAACCCAUCCGCAACACCAAGUUCCGCCUCACGGACAUCUCUCUCGCUCCCGACUCCAUCUCCAGAGGUGGCGGCCAGAUCAUCCCCACCGCCCGCCGCUGCCUCUACUCCUCUUUCCUCACCGCCUCUCCCCGCCUGAUGGAACCGCUCUACACAGUCAGCAUGACCGGCCCCGCUGACUCCGUCUCCUCGCUCUACACCGUCCUCUCUAAACGACGAGGGCACGUACUUUCUGAUGGCCCUAUCGCUGGGACACCGCUUUAUUCUGUCCGCGGCCUUUUACCUGUCAUUGACUCCUUUGGGUUCGAGACUGAUGCCAGGAUUCAUACGCAGGGGCAGGCGAUGGUGAGUCUGGUGUUUGAUCGGUGGGCGGUGGUGCCGGGGGAUCCGUUGGAUAAGGAUGCAAAGACGCGGCCGCUUGAGAUGGCGGGGAUGGGGGCUACGGCGAGGGAUUUUGUUUUGAAGACGAGGAGGAGGAAAGGGUUGAGUGAGGAUGUGGGGGUGGGGAAGUUUUUGGAACGGGAUAUGUGGGAGAGGUUGAAGGAGAGUGGGGUGUUGGAUGGGGUGUGA
Messenger RNA from Bacidia gigantensis, 2940 nucleotides. RefSeq lists its product as uncharacterized. Bases 1 to 2940 code for a protein of 979 amino acids. Gene Ontology annotation, biological process: mRNA splicing, via spliceosome. The record is from RefSeq and is a predicted model, not a curated record. Gene Ontology annotation, molecular function: U5 snRNA binding; translation elongation factor activity; GTP binding. Gene Ontology annotation, cellular component: U2-type catalytic step 2 spliceosome; U4/U6 x U5 tri-snRNP complex; cytosol. The transcript is spliced from 3 exons. NCBI's taxonomy places the organism in Eukaryota, Fungi, Ascomycota, Lecanoromycetes, Lecanorales, Ramalinaceae.